This is a messenger RNA of Eriocheir sinensis (Chinese mitten crab), 4873 nucleotides long. RefSeq lists its product as uncharacterized. The record is from RefSeq and is a predicted model, not a curated record. The transcript is spliced from 4 exons. Bases 1 to 4464 code for a protein of 1487 amino acids. Lineage: Eukaryota; Metazoa; Arthropoda; Malacostraca; Decapoda; Varunidae.
AUGAGGCUUCUGGUGAUCUUGCCAACGUUCCUGACGGUGGCCGUCGCAGCCAAACUCCCAACAAACACCUACAGCCAGCCCUUCGCCCAACACCAGCAGACCGUUGUUGACACCCCGCAGAGCUUUGCACAUACUGAGACAUCUGGACUGACCAACGGCCAGGCCGGGCAAAAUGGCCUGACUCAGAGCUACGGAGAACCCAAUGAACAACAAGCCGCGACCCAAUUCAACGGCCAGGCCGGACAAAACGGUCUGACUCAGACUUACGGCAAACCCGUGACCCAAUUCAACGGCCAGACCGGACAAAACGGUCUGACUCAGACUUACGGCGAACCCGUGACCCAAUUCAACGGCCAGACCGGACAAAACGGCCUGACUCAGAGCUACGGCGAACCCGUGACCCAAUUCAACGGCCAGGCCGGACAAAACGGCCUGACUCAGAGCUACGGCGAACCCGUGACCCAAUUCAACGGCCAGGGUGGGCAAAAUGUCCUCACUCAGACUUACGGUGAAUCCAAUGGGCAACAACCCGUGACCCAGUUCAAUGGCCAGGCCAGCCAAAAUGGCCUGACUCAGUCUUACAAUGACCCUCAAGGCCUGAUUCCGCCCAAUGGCCACUUUGCGCCGAAUGGUCUCACUCAGACAAACUUUGUACUCUCUGGGUCUCAGGACCUGACGCAGGCCAAUGGAAACGCUGGGAUUAAUGACCUCUCUCUGAGUAAUGGUGCCCCCGCUGGAUCACAGAACAUAAACCAUCCCAAUGGCCACGCAGGUGUCUUUCUUCCAGCACACAAAGAGCCAGUCAAGUUUCACCCCCAAACACAGCAGCAAGGCCUCACAGAGCAGGAGAGCUCGUUUGAGACUUACGAAGAACCCACGGAGUCACACGGCGAGACCCAAGAAUCCAACGGUCAGGACCUCUCUCCUCACACUCAGGACGUAGUCUCGGGGACGCAAAGCCUGAAGGAGCCCAACGGCGACGUUUGCCUGGAGGGACAGGUGCGUCACGCAGACGGCUCCUGCGUCACGCCUGAGGUGACUCGCAGCGUCUACGUAUUCGGCGUGACCGAGACGCCCCGACCCUCCGCAAGGCCGUCGCCCCGCCUGCCUCCCCCAAAGGUCCACGAACACGUGCUGCUCAUCCGCGCACCUGAACGUUGGGCCGCCGAACAAUCCCUGGUGGUGCCGCCGCCCGCACAGAAGAGCGUCGUUUACAUCCUCAGGAAAGAGUUGGAAGAUGAAGACCCGCGAAUCAUUGAGGCGCCCGUCACGCCGCCACCCCACCCUGAGGUGUUCUUCGUCAACUACAAGGACGGCGACAACGUCAGCCUGCCCAAUGGCCUCAACCUGCAGAAGGCCUUGCAGGGCGCCAUCACGGGCCCCACCACGCUGCUGGACGCCGCUGAGGAGGGGAAUGCGGCAGAGGACGCACAGGUGACAAACUUCCCCAUCCUAGGCGACAAGGUCUCGCUGGAAGGCCAAAGCGAAGAAGAUCUGGUGAGCUACCGUAACGGCGCCUUUACAACAGACGAUCUGAGGGAGGGCACCUUUGUAUUGGAAGGCCAAAGCGACGACGACGACCUCUAUCUGGAAAGUCAAACCGAUGGCAGCAUUAUCUUGCUGGAACAGAGGGACGGCGAUGAUCUGAUAGACCAGAGCGACGAGGACUCUCUGGCAGGCCACAGCAAUGGCAGCCUAGUGCUGAAAGACAACAGGAACGGAGGCCACGCGCAGGGUGGCCACAGUGGCGGUUUUGCUGUGAAUGGUAACAAUGUCAUUGCAGCGGGAUUCCAAAGUGACGAAGCUCUCUUCUUUAGAGGCCACAGUGACGAUGGCCUCGUGUUGAGUGGACACAGUGAUGGCGGCUUCGUACCAAACGGCGACGACAGCAGACACACGGACUUCAAUAUCUUGAGAGAUGAGUCUCUUGAGUACCAGUUCAGUAGCGUGGAAGACAGUCUCGGUGAGGCCCCCGGCACUCAAGAAGUUAUUGCCAGCAGUGUCUUCGGCGGCAGCCCACAACAGGUGAGAGGGGAUGGUGGCAACAGUGUGCCCGCACAGCUCCUCAGCGUCAGCUUUGAAGGCAACGUCGGCAGCUUCAGCGGCCUCGCCAACAGCAGAAAGGAGACAGCGGUUAGGGGCAGCGAGGAAACCCCAGGUUCGGCCAGCCAAGCAGCCGCCUUUGGUGAUGCCUCGUAUGGGCCCCCCAGCAGACCUGCCGCCGGCCCCGCCCAGCUCUACGCCCCGCAACACUCCACCAUGAGGCUCCUGGUGAUCUUGCCAACGCUCCUGACGGUGGCCGUUGCGGCCAAGCUCCCGACCUACACCUACAGCCGGCCCUUCGCCCAACACCAGCAGACCGGUGUUGACACUCCGCAGAGCUUUGCACACACUGGGACAUCUAGACUGACCAACGGCCAGGCCGGACAAAACGGCUUGAGUCAGAGCUACGGCGAACCCGUGACCCAGUUCAAUGGCCAGGCCAGCCAAAAUAGCCUGACUCAGAGCUACGGCGAACCCAAUGGACAACAACCCGUGACCCAGUUCAACGACCAGGCCGGACAAAACGGCUUGAGUCAGACUUACGGCGAGCCCGUGACCCAGUUCAACGGUCAGGCCGGCCAAAAUGGCCUGACUCAUUCUUACAAUGAGCCUCAAGGCCUGAUUCAGUCCAGUGGAUACUAUGGGCAAAAUGGUCUCACUCAGACUAGCAGUCGACCCGCUGGGCCUCAGGACCUAACCCAAACUAACGGACACUCUGGCAAAAACGAUCGCACUCAGACUUACGCUGCACUCAAUGGGCGACAGGACCUGAUUCACCCCAAUGGCCACUUUGCGCAGAAUGGUCUCACUCAGACAAACCUUGUACUCUCUGCGUCUCAGGACCUGACGCAGGCCAAUGGAAACGCUGGGAUUAAUGACCUCUCUCUGAGUAAUGGUGCCCCCGCUGGAUCACAGAACAUAAACCAGCCCAAUGGCCACGCAGGUGUCUUUCUUCCAGCACACGAAGAGCCCGUCAGGUUUCACCCCCAAACACAGCAGCAAGGCCUCACAGAGCAAGACAACUCGUUUGAGACAUACGAAAACCCCACUGAGUCACACAGCCAGACCCAAGAAUCCAACGGUCAGGACCUCUCUCCUCACACUCAGGACGUACUUGCGAGGCCGCAAAGCCUGAAGGAGCCCCACGGCGACGUUUGCCUGGAGGGACAGGUGCGUCACGCAGACGGCUCCUGCGUCACGCCUGAGGUGACUCGCAGCGUCUACGUAUUCGGCGUGACCGAGACGCCCCGACCCUCCGCAAGGCCGUCGCCCCGCCUGCCUCCCCCAAAGGUCCACGAACACGUGCUGCUCAUCCGUGCACCUAAACGUUGGGCCGCCGACCAGUCCCUGGUGGUGCCGCCGCCCGCACAGAAAAGCGUCGUUUACAUCCUCAGGAAAGAGUUAGAAGAUGAAGACCCGCGAAUCAUUGAGGCGCCCGUCACGCCGCCACCCCACCCUGAGGUGUUCUUCGUCAACUACAAGGACGGCGACAACGUCAGCCUGCCCAAUGGCCUCAACCUGCAGCAGGCUUUGCAGGGAGCAAUCACGAGCCCCACCACGCUGCUGGACGCCGCUGAGGAGGGGGCUGCGGCAGAGAACGCACAGGUGACAAACUUCCCCAUCCUAGGCGACAAGGUCUCGCUGGAAGGCCAAAGCGAAGAAGAUCUGGUGAGCUACCGUAACGGCGCCUUUACAACAGACGAUCUGAGGGAGGGCACCUUUGUAUUGGAAGGCCAAAGCGACGACGACCUCUCUCUGGAAAGUCAAACCGAUGGCAGCAUUAUCUUGCUGGAACAGAGGGACGGCGAUGAUCUGAUAGACCAGAGCGACGAGGACUCUCUGGCAGGCCACAGCAAUGCCGGCCUAGGGCUGAAAGACAACAGGAACGGAGGCCACGCGCAGGGUGGCCACAGUGGCGGUUUUGCUGUGAAUGGUAACAAUGUCAUUGCAGCAGGAUUCCAAAGUGACGAAGCUCUCUUCUUUAGAGGCCACAGUGACGAUAGCCUCGUGUUGAGUGGACACAGUGAUGGCGGCUUCGUACCAAACGGCGACGACAGGAGACACACGGACUUCAAUAUCUUGAGAGAUGAGUCUCUUGAGUACCAGUUCAGUAGCGUGGAAGACAGUCUCGGUGAGGCCCCCGGCACUCAAGAAGUUAUUGCCAGCAGUGUCUUCGGCGGCAGCCCACAACAGGUGAGAGGGGAUGGUGGCAACAGUGUGCCCGCACAGCUCCUCAGCGUCAGCUUUGAAGGCAACGUCGGCAGCUUCAGCGGCCUCGCCAACAGCAGAAAGGAGACAGCGGUUAGGGGCAGCGAGGAAACCCCAGGUUCGGCCAGCCAAGCAGCCGCCUUUGGUGAUGCCUCGUAUGGGCCCCCCAGCAGACCUGCCGCCGGCCCCGCCCAGCUCUACGCCCCGCCCUAAGAAGCAACAGCUUUCCCUCAUCACCUCAGCUGCUUGACUAACGCUGUACUCCCGCUAACCCUGAACACCGCUUGUCCAGGUCGGAUGUAGUUUGCAUGAAAAAAAUAGUUACCUCUUCAGUCUCUUUAGCUUAGAGCUUCUCAGUUCGGUAUCUGAGUAUUUGGUAUGUAAAAUGAAUGUUUUUCUUUCUAAGAAGACAAAAGAUACUGGAAAGUAUGCUAUGAACACACCACAGCAUCACGUCCUGAUCUGUAUUCCUCUCGAAGGUAGAUUACUUUGCUGACUGGAUCUUUACUUGCACUCUGUGCUCGACGCUUGUGGUGAUCAAUUAAUUACCUCUAUAUUAUUGUUGUUUUUAUGCGCCACUAUUACAUUGUUUUACUUCAAAAGAAUAAAAUUUUGUACCGCA